Messenger RNA from Phaedon cochleariae (mustard beetle), 2385 nucleotides. NCBI's taxonomy places the organism in Eukaryota, Metazoa, Arthropoda, Insecta, Coleoptera, Chrysomelidae. The record is from the annotation of a GenBank genome assembly.
GUUAUAUGGAAACAAACUGAGAAAAAUGAAUUCCUUCGAAGAUUUCAAUUUAGCUGCUUACCACCAAGUGUUGUUUCAAGAUAAUGCAGAUGAUCCUAUUGAAAGUGCUGAAAUCCAAAGGAAAUGUUUGGCUCAAACUUUGAAAUCCUCAUUUGCAAUUUUGGACAAUUCAAAUACCUGUUAUUUAUUGGAAUCAAGACUGAAAACAUACUCAGCCACUGUGAAUGGAAAUGGAGAAAAUAUAUAUGAGUCUCAGUUGAGAUCCCUUAUUGGGAAGUCAAGAAUAGAUCCAAUCAAUCUGAAUUCAAAUUUAGGUAAAAUAAAUCCAAAUUCUUUAUUGAAACCACUGCCUUGUUCUGGCAAAAAUAACUGCACCACUUCAGAAGACUUUGGUAACAUUGAAUUCCAAGAAUUCUGCCAAGCUUUCAGGACAAAAAGAAAUGUGACUCCAUCAAAUAAUGCUUCAAAAAAUGAAUCAAAAUGGCAAAGUUCAUCUAGGGAAUUUCAUAACCAAAAAGUAACUGAGGACAGUGCAGCUAACAAAAACUUUUCUACAUGUUUUAAGACUGCCAGGGAUGAGCUACAAAUACAAAACAUUAAAAAAUAUGGAAGCUGUCAGGCUCAGCAAAAUAGUUUACAAUUACAAUCAAGCAGUGUUGGCCAAAAGAGAAAACUGGGGUCCAGAAGGAAUAUCAACAGCAAAUUUGUUUCACCCUUAUUAUCAAAUGUUGAUAGUAAUGAAGACCUGAAGACCGAUGACUGGCCGUCCUCCGAAGUAAUCGACGACCGACUGAAGAACAUCGAUCCGAAGAUGGUCGAGCUCAUCCGAUCGGAGAUAAUGGACAGCGGCGCCGCGUUGCAUUGGGACGACAUCGCCGGCUUGUCGUUCGCCAAAUCGGCCAUCCAGGAGGCCGUGGUGUGGCCGAUGCUCAGGCCGGACAUAUUCACGGGGCUCAGACGGCCGCCGAAGGGGAUCCUGCUGUUCGGACCGCCCGGGACAGGGAAGACUCUGAUUGGAAAAUGCGUAGCCUCACAAAGCAAAUCGACUUUCUUCAGUAUAAGUGCCUCUUCUCUGACAUCCAAAUGGGUCGGCGAUGGAGAAAAGAUGGUUAGAGCCUUGUUUACGGUGGCACGAGUGCAUCAACCGGCAGUGAUAUUCAUCGACGAGGUGGACUCCCUGCUCUCUCAACGGAGCGACUCGGAGCAUGAGAGCUCGCGCAGGAUCAAAACCGAGUUCCUGGUGCAGCUGGACGGCGCCACCACCGACUCGGACGAGCGUCUGCUGGUCGUGGGGGCGACCAAUAGGCCGCAGGAGCUGGACGAGGCGGCUCGCAGGCGGUUCGUGAAGCGACUGUACAUCCCGUUGCCCGACCAAGAGGCUCGGUUGCAGCUGGUGACUCGCCUGAUGGCGAAGGAGCGCCACAGCCUCACUGUCUCCGACCUGGAAAAGAUCGCCUCGCUGUCUGCCGGCUAUUCGGGCGCCGAUCUGCGCAACGUGUGCGCUGAGGCGUCGCUCGGCCCCAUUCGGUCGAUCGACGCGGCGCUCAUCGAGCGCGUGAGGGCCGACGACGUGAGGCCGCUGGAGAUGAGGGACUUUGAGGGAGCGUUGGGAAGAGUGAGGUCGAGCGUGUCGCCGGCGGAUUUGGAGCGGUACGUCAGUUGGGACGGGACGUACGGGAGCGGGUUUUAAGGAAGGAUUUAUCGGAAGUGUUGUUUUUAAAUUAUCAUAUUGUGAGUCAUGCUCAAGGUUCGAAACUCUUCUUUGCAACGAUUUCCAAUGUUUUUCAUCAAGUUUCACAUACCUAUUAUAUAUUAUUUCGUGGGAACUAAAGUUUCAGACACUUUAACUUAAAAAGACAUUUUUGAUGGUGUACAAGAUAAUUCUUCACUAUUCGACAUGUUAAUACUUUUAUAGGUACUUUUUUAAUCUGUCUACAAUUUGAAUGUUUAGGCCUGUUCGUUUGUAUUGCUGAACUUGCCAAAGUAGAUUUUUUUCUCAUAGUUGUCUCUGUUCAUGGGAUAAUGUAACAGAGAAAGUCAUAGAAAAAAAUCAAGCUCAGCAGGUAGAGCAAACACAAACGAGCAGGCCUAAUAAAAUCGUUUUCCAUCGUGGAUGGUUCACUUGUAACUCGAAAAACACCGAAAAUACCUUACUUCGUUUUCGUCCUUGUAUGGGAUAUGUGAACGAAUCGUUUGAAAAUGGUGACAAAUGUGGUUAUUACUUAUCAGUUUUCAUCCACUUUUUGAAUGCCAAUAUGAAAUGUUAUCAGUAUUAUAAUAAAAAAUAGGUACAUUACAGGUUAUUACAUCGAAAUUAAAACUGAAACAUCUGUUACGAAAAUGUUCAGGUCUGUUAUUGAUCGAAAUAAAAAUGAGGUUUAUAUC